This is a messenger RNA of Sorex araneus (European shrew), 1614 nucleotides long. RefSeq names its product chaperonin containing TCP1 subunit 8 like 2 (gene CCT8L2). NCBI's taxonomy places the organism in Eukaryota, Metazoa, Chordata, Mammalia, Eulipotyphla, Soricidae. The record is from RefSeq and is a predicted model, not a curated record. Gene Ontology annotation, biological process: protein folding. The transcript has a single exon. Bases 1 to 1614 code for a protein of 537 amino acids. Gene Ontology annotation, molecular function: ATP-dependent protein folding chaperone; ATP binding. Gene Ontology annotation, cellular component: chaperonin-containing T-complex.
AUGGAGGAGCUGCCGGAGCCGGCGCCCCAGAAGCCCCUGGUGGGCUGCCUGGCGGCGGUGCAGAGCCUGGCCCGCAUCCUGCGGCCGUGCUAUGGGCCGCACGGGCUGCAGAAGCUGCUGGUGACGGCGCGCGGGGACGCGGUGCCCACCGACUGCACGGCUGCCAUCCUGGACGCGCUGCAGCUGGACCACCCGGCGGCGCGGCUGGUGCGCGACACGGCGCAGAGCCACGCGGAGCAGAGCGGCGACGGCGUGGCCUUCGUGGUGCUGCUGGCGGCCGCGCUGCUGGAGCAGGCCGAGGGGCUGCUGCGGGCCGGCCUGCCGCGCUCCCGGCUGCGCGAGGCCUACGCGGCGGCGGCGGCCGAGACGCAGGCGCUGCUGCCCGGGCUGGCGGUGCGCGCGCUCGGGCCGUUCGAGGACCCCUUCUGGGUGCUGCACUCGGUGCUGGGCACGCACGCGCGCGCCCACGCGCGCCACCUGAGCGGCCUGCUGGCGCAGGCGUGCUGGGCGGCGCAGGGCCCCGACGGCACCUUCGAGCCGGCGCGCGUGCGCGUGUGCGCGCUGCCCGGGGGCCGCCCCGACGACUCGUGCCUGCUGGGCGGCCUGGCGCUGGCGGGCGGCGCGCGCGGCCAGGUGCAGGAGGUGCUGGACGGCGCCCGCCUGGCGCUGCUGGCCUGCCCCUUCGGGCCCGCCGCCGCGCACGCGCCCGCCACGCCGCGCCUCGCCAGCUCCCCGGAGCUCGCGGGCUUCGAGAAGGGCUGCGAGCAGCUGCUGGAGCGCCACGUGGGCCAGCUGGCCGCCGCGCGCGUCAACGUGGUGGUGGUGUGGGGCGACGUGGACGAGCGCACGCUGGCGCACGCCGACAGGCACCGCAUCAUGGUGGUCCAGACCCCGUUCCGGCGGGAGCUGGUGUACCUGGGCCAGGCGCUGGGCACGCCGCUGCUGCCCUGCCUGAUCCCGCCGCCCAGGCCCGGGCUGUGCCAGCGCGUGUACCAGCAGGUCCUGGGCCAGAGCAGCGUGACAGUGCUGGAGGGCGAGCCCGCGGCGGUGCCCACGCUCAGCCUGGUGCUCAGGGGCAGUAGCUGGGAGGGGCUCCGCGACGCCGAGCAGGCGGCGCACCAGGCCGUGCAGGCCUAUGUCCAGCUGGGCCAGGACGCCAGGCUGCUGCCCGGGGCGGGCGCCACCGAGAUGGCCCUGGCCGCGGCGCUCACGGACAAGGGCCGCCGGCUGGAGGGCCCCGAGGGGCCCGCGUUCCUGGCCUUCGCCAAGGCCCUGCGCUCGCUGCCCGAGACCCUGGCCCGCAACAGCGGCUCCGAGGUGGCGCAGGUGCUGGCCGACCUGCACACGGCGCAGCGGGCCGGGAACAUCCUGGCGGGCGUGGGCAGCGACGGGGCCAUCAACGCGGACGAGGAAGGGGUGUGGGACGUGCUGAUCACCAAGGCCCAGGGCCUGCGGGCCGUCACGGACAUCACGCUGCAGCUGGUGGACGUCGAUGAGAUCGUGCUGGCCAGGGCGCAUCCCCUACCCGAGCAAGACGCGUGUCCCAACCCGCCGCAGGCCAAGCGGCACCCGCCCGCUGCUGGCAAAAAGGGGCGCGGCAAGGCGGCCCGCUGA